This is a messenger RNA of Nanorana parkeri, 640 nucleotides long. It is a transcript of the gene RNF183, whose product is annotated as ring finger protein 183. Gene Ontology annotation, biological process: protein ubiquitination. The record is from RefSeq and is a predicted model, not a curated record. Lineage: Eukaryota; Metazoa; Chordata; Amphibia; Anura; Dicroglossidae. The coding region runs from base 11 to 598 and encodes 195 amino acids. The transcript has a single exon. Gene Ontology annotation, molecular function: ubiquitin protein ligase activity.
UUCCAGUUUAAUGGUCGUACUGGCGCACACAACAAAUGUCACCAUGGCAGACAAUGCGAAACUGGACCCAGAUUAUGAGUGCCCUGUCUGCUGGAACCCGUACAAUAACACCUUCCGCAUUCCCAAACUCUUAACAUGCCACCACUCCUUUUGUUUGGACUGCCUGGCCCGCCUGAGCUUUGCCACUCACAUCCACAACCGGCUGCAAUGCCCACUGUGUCGCCAAACCACAGCGCUCCAUUUAGAUCAGACAGUUACAGACUUACCUACCAACACCGCCAUCCUAGGCCAGCUUAAGCUAGAGCCAGAGAAAAAUGGACUGUGUGCCAGAGACACCCGGAGGCUAAACUUCUUCCAGCGGCCGCCCUCCGUCUACACCCUCAGCAUGGGUCAAGACACGGGGUCCAUAUACGAUAUGCACCAGACUGACCUCCAGCCCACGUUAACCACUAUUCCCUCAGAAGAUUCUUCUUGGCAGUGUUUCCACAACCCUCAGUUCCGGAUGUUCUCCUACUUCAUGAUUACUAUGCUGGUGGUGAGCCUGCUUCUAAUAUUUUCCAUCUUCUGGACUCGUAAGAUGUUAUGGGGACCAGGAUGAUGCAAAUCAGUGACAUCUCACAACACGACCCCACUGCCAUCC